Pichia membranifaciens NRRL Y-2026 is the source of this 510-nucleotide messenger RNA. RefSeq lists its product as hypothetical. The record is from RefSeq and is a predicted model, not a curated record. Gene Ontology annotation, biological process: purine nucleoside catabolic process. Bases 1 to 510 code for a protein of 169 amino acids. The transcript has a single exon. Gene Ontology annotation, molecular function: guanosine deaminase activity. Lineage: Eukaryota; Fungi; Ascomycota; Pichiomycetes; Pichiales; Pichiaceae.
AUGUUCCCACAAAGAAGUACUCCGACCAAGGCUCAGAUUAAAGCGAAUCUCUUGAAGGCGGUUGCCGCUGCGCACACGGCCAUGGAAGAAGGCCGCCAUCCGUUCGGAUCUGUGCUUGUCGGGCCUGACAACGAGUCAGUUGUUCUAGAGCAGGGCAAUGUGAACACUCUGAAUCACGCUGAAUCGACGCUUUGCAGGGUGGCAUUUGAGAAGUACUCGCAGGACUACCUUUGGCAGUGCACCCUCUACACCAAUUUCGAGCCAUGCUGCAUGUGUGCGGGCUCCAUCUACUGGUCGAACAUUGGCAGGGUCGUCUAUGGGCUCAGUGAACACGCGUUGCUAGAGCUGACCGGUGACCACGAGGAAAACAUGACGUUGGACAUGCCGUGUAGGAAAAUCUUCAGCUCAGGUCAGAAAAACGUCGAGGUCGUAGGACCAUUUGCAGACACUGAGUCGGAUAACGAGCUCAAGGAGGCUAUCCUGAAGGACCAUGUUUCCUUCUGGAAGUAG